AUGGCGUCCGCCAAGCGAGGUAUACACGACCGCAUCAACCGUGUGUCUCAUUGGGACGUAAACGUCACCAAUCUCGAGCGUUCGAGGCUGUGGUACGAGAAAAAAACAACUCAACGUGUCGUUGCAAGCACAACAGCUUCGCAGGACUUUCCGGCCCUUGGUAUCACAAGGGGCAGCUUCAAAGGCUACUUGCUGCGCGAUAGCACCAAAGGCUCUGGAUAUCCCAUGAUCCAUCUGGUAGAGUGGCAGAAUCCAUUGCCCGUCGGCAAACCCAACCUCUCUCAUGGGCACGUGGGCUGGUAUCGCAUAGUUCCUGUUGUCCAGAGCAUUGAUGCAGCCCGUGAGGCAGUAAUGCAGCAGGCUACUUUGCAACUGAGCCCCAAUAUGCCAGUUCUCGACUACAGGUUCUUCACGACGCACGACCCGGACGGGAUCGCGGUAGAGUUUUCCCAAGCAGAUAUCUUGCUCGAUAUAGUCCCGGCGUGCCCGUACACGGUAGCCCAUAACACCGCCAACGUUGAAAAGAACUUGCCCUUCUAUGUCGAGGUACUGGGCCUCAACGUUCAGACGAGCGUGCAGUCACCGCACCUUGUUCCUAAUGUCUAUAGUCCCAAUGGAGGACAGACUGGGCUCACCGGCGUCUUCUUCACCAUACGCAAUAACAAUUCCUACAUUUUGGACUGGCUGCAGUGGACUGACUCCCCUAAACACCCCACUCCAUAUUGCGAGGUCAACCAUGUCGGCGUUGUGCGGUGCGCAAUCGAGGUUGAUGAUGUUGAUGCUGCUUACCAGAUCCUUCGUGAGCUCUCUGGCUCCCCCAAACACAACUUCAAAAUGGGAGAGCCAGAGGUCUGGGAUUUUGGGCAAGAAUUCGGUGCUCGCAAAGUUUUAAACUUUCAAGAUCCGGAGGGGGUAGGGUUCCAGCUGAUUGAGCAGCCGCAGGAGCCGCAGAAGGUUGAUUUACAUCCAUGGGGUGUUGGCUCAGAACCUAAAUAA
This is a messenger RNA of Fusarium vanettenii 77-13-4, 996 nucleotides long. RefSeq lists its product as uncharacterized. The record is from RefSeq and is a predicted model, not a curated record. Bases 1 to 996 code for a protein of 331 amino acids. The transcript has 2 exons. Lineage: Eukaryota; Fungi; Ascomycota; Sordariomycetes; Hypocreales; Nectriaceae.